AUGCUCGGCUACCAAAAGAACAAUUUGAAACAAAUGUUACAUCAAUGUCCAGCCUGGAAAGGGGAGAGAAGCCACUUGUUGGCCUGCCUCUGUGACUGUGAAGAUAUCGACCUUGCUUUUGACAAUUGCAUAAAUUGUCACAGAGUUCAAAGUAGCACAAUGAAAAACAUAACUGCCACAAUUGCUGAUCGAUGCCGUAUCCCAUGGUGUGGUGGUAAUGGAGCCAUUCAAGUGCGCCUUGAUGUAAUUGUCCCCAUCAUUGUGGUACCUUCCUGCAUCCUCCUAGGUACAAUUGGCCCUAUCAUGACUGUAGGGGCUCUAAUUGCAAUGCCCUUCCUAAUGUUCAUAUUUUACCGGAUGUGGCGCCGACAACACACCAAAGUACGGACCAAAUUCUUUUCCACCUGGGCCAACACAUCUAUCAUUUUUAGCUAUUUUGUAUUUCAAACAUUUGUUGUGGCUUUUCGCAAAAUCUUGCUCUGGGAAUUCCUUUUAUUCUUCACUGCACUUCUUGCCUUGUUGUAUGGACUCUACCUAACAAAAAAAAAUCCUGGAUUUCUCAAGUUUGGGCAUUCAGACCAGGAGAAAACUGCUGAAGAUUCCAAGACUUGGCAACAGAAUUCCAAGUGGGUGGAAUCAUUGAAGAACAAUGAUAAUAAAUGGAAGGAUGUUUAUUUAAAUGGUCAAUCUACAAUUCAACUCAAUGCAAAUGGAGAAAAUAAUUCUAUUUUCUCUCAGUCAGAAUCUCCAAAUGUUGUAAAUGAAAACACAGCACCCAUGAUCCCAGUAGAAGAAGUAACUUGGGUGGAUUCACGACCAAUUGAAGGUCAUCAUUUGAUCACUUGGUGCGGAUUUUGCAACCUACAAAGACCACCUCGGACAGGACAUUGUUAUGUUUGUAAUUCCUGCAUUGCAGUCAGAGAUCAUCAUUGUGUUUGGUCAUCAUUUGAUCACUUAGUGCGGAUUUUUGCAACCUACAAAAGACCACCUCGGACAGGACAUUGUUAUGUUUGUAAUUCCUGCAUUGCAGUCAGAGAUCAUCAUUGUGUUUGGAUUGAUAAUUGCAUUGGUGCAAAUAACCAUCGGUCUUUUCUGGUUUCAAUGAUUUUGUUCAUCUUUUGUGGCAUUUAUGGCUCCCAUCUUACUCUCACUACUGUGUGUACCCCAGAAAUCUACUACAAUUGGAUACUCUGGCCAAAUGACUGCAGAUUUCUCUACACUGAUUUUCAGACAUCAAUCAGUUUUGUCACAGCCUGUUAUGUGAUUGUAAGCACUUCAAUCAUGCUCUUAGCAUUAGUUCAGCAAAUUUUAUUUAUCAGCCAGAAUAUCACCUCUCAGGAACUACAUCGGGCUACCAUGAAUGGUAUGACAUGCCUUGGACUCUAUGCCUACAACAAUGUUCACAACAAAGGCCUUAGGAAGAACUGGGCAGAAUUUAUCUUCAAGACUUCUCGAAGUAUUUCUCUCAAGAUUCCUGUCUAA
This is a messenger RNA of Acanthosepion pharaonis, 1482 nucleotides long. The record is from the annotation of a GenBank genome assembly. NCBI's taxonomy places the organism in Eukaryota, Metazoa, Mollusca, Cephalopoda, Sepiida, Sepiidae.